AUGUGGAUAAGAGACUUCUCGUCAAUAACCUUUACGGCGGCUCAUGCACUGGUGGGUGAGUUUCAGUCACGUCAAUUGAAACGGUUUGUUAUCAGCCGCGUCGUCAGAUGGAAUCUCAAUCGGGGCCAAAAUAUUUCGUUGUCAAGGAUUUUCGGUCCGCUGCUUAGCCCGGGACUGCAAUUAGCAUCAGAAGCCGAUUAUGAUGUACGGGCCUGCGGCUUACAGUUUCUUUCCACCUCUGCCAAAAACGCUGAACUGGAAAGUGUCAAUUUCAAGAAUGUAUAG
This is a messenger RNA of Opisthorchis viverrini, 285 nucleotides long. RefSeq lists its product as hypothetical. The transcript has a single exon. NCBI's taxonomy places the organism in Eukaryota, Metazoa, Platyhelminthes, Trematoda, Opisthorchiida, Opisthorchiidae. The record is from RefSeq and is a predicted model, not a curated record. Bases 1 to 285 code for a protein of 94 amino acids.